This is a messenger RNA of Halteromyces radiatus, 1500 nucleotides long. RefSeq lists its product as uncharacterized. Gene Ontology annotation, molecular function: lysine-tRNA ligase activity; tRNA binding; ATP binding. The coding region runs from base 1 to 1500 and encodes 499 amino acids. Gene Ontology annotation, biological process: lysyl-tRNA aminoacylation. Gene Ontology annotation, cellular component: cytosol; cytoplasm. The record is from RefSeq and is a predicted model, not a curated record. Lineage: Eukaryota; Fungi; Mucoromycota; Mucoromycetes; Mucorales; Cunninghamellaceae. The transcript has 6 exons.
AUGUCAUCAGACACACGUACUUUAACACGAUACCCAAGAUUUCAGCCAUCAGUCAGGCAAGGUUUAUAUGUGUCAGGAAAGGAUUUGGCUCAGUGGCAGGAUCAUUUAAAUGCUGGCGAGAAGGACGAUAAGAUUGUUACUUUAACAGGUCGCAUUGUUUCCAAACGGGAAUCGAGUGCCAAGCUGAUAUUUUAUGAUAUUAUGCAUAAUGGUGAUGUUAUUCAAGUGGUUGCCUCUAAAAGUCGAUUUGAACAACCUGAACUGUUUACAGAUAUUAACCAAGACGCCUCUCGUGGUGACAUUUUUGCUUUUACUGGUGUUGUUGGGAAAACCAAGCAUGGUCAACUUAGUAUUUUCGCUAAUCAACUUCAAAUGCUUGUACCUUGUUUACAUGAUAUUCCUCGUUCAGGUUUAAAAGAUCCUGAAAAACGAUUUCGUCAAAGGUAUCUGGAUAUGCUAGUGAAUCCUGAACCAACACAAAUACUACGAAUAAGAUCACAGGUUAUUCGAUUUAUUCGACAAUUUUUAGAUGAACGGGGUUUUUUGGAAGUGGAGACACCAAUAUUAUCAUCUAAAGUAGGUGGGGCUAAUGCCCAACCCUUCAAGACUCAAGCCAAUGCUCUUGAUAUGGAGAUGCAACUAAGAAUUGCUCCAGAAUUAUAUCUCAAGCAACUUGUUAUUGGUGGUAUUGAUCGUGUGUAUGAAAUAGGGAAACAAUUUCGGAAUGAAGGUAUUGAUGCUGAUCAUAAUCCAGAAUUCACCACUUGUGAAUUUUAUCAAGCCUAUGGAAAUUUGGAUAGUCUGAUGAACGACACGGAAAAAAUGUUAUUAGAAAUGGUACAAUACAUCCAUGGAAGUAAAAGCAUCAACAAGAAUGGACAAGAGUUGAAUUUUGAACGACCUUUCACAAGGAUUAAUGUUGUGGAUUAUUUGGAUAAUUACUUUGGACUUGAAAAUAGUGGGAAUUCAGUUGCGACGAUGGAUUCAAUGUCUUUACAAAAGAUUUGCCAACAACAUGAUAUCACUGUGAAAGCACCAUUGACUGAAGCUCGGUUACUAGACAAAAUUAUAUCUCAUGUCAUUGAACCCAAAUGUGUACAACCAACAUUUCUAUAUAACCAUCCACUGGCACUCAGCCCAUUAGCCAAAGACAUGGAGUAUACAACAGCCGGUAAGAAGGUGACAGUGGCUGCACGUUUUGAAUUAUUUGUAGCAAAAAAAGAGAUCGUGAAUGCCUAUGAAGAAUUGAAUGAUCCUGAAGAACAACAACGACGGUUUGAACAACAAAUAAAGGACAGACAGCUUGGAGAUAAUGAAGCACCUAUUCCAGAUGCUUCAUUUGUAGAGGCGUUGAAAUAUGGACUACCUCCUACAGCAGGUUGGGGAAUGGGAGUCGAUCGUGUAGUUCAAUUGCUUACAGAUACUCAUCAUAUUCGAGAAGUCAUCGCAUUUCCCGUUGUUCGUCCUAUCAACAACAACCCGAAAGUUUCAAAUGAAUAG